AUAGUAUUGGAUCCUUUGUUUUUGAAAUUUGAUAGUAGAUCUAAUAUCUAACGCGUUAUUUAGCUCCGUUCCAUUAGAGUAAUAAAUGUUUUAGGGUGUGUCGAAUGGACAAGGAAUAAAAUGUGUUCAAUUAAUUUAAUUUUCAUUUUGCUUCUUGCAACGGUGGAACAUCUGCACACAGCUACAAGUACUACUAUAUCCUCAACACCGGACAUUACGUCAACGCUAGCGACCGUUACAACCACAUUUGUUACUACAUCCUCAACACCGGACAUUACAUCAACGCUAGCGACAUAUACAGUCACAGUUGCUCCGACAUCCUCAACACCUGACAUAACAUCAACGUUAGCGACAUAUACAGUCACAGUUGCUCCGACAUCCUCAACACCUGACAUUACAUCAACGCUAGCGACCGAUACUGUCAUAGCUGCUCCAACAUCCUCAGCACUAGUCAUUACAUCAACGCUAUCGACCGAUACUGUCACAGUUGCUCCGACAUCCUCAACACUUGACAUUACAUCAACGCUAGCGACCGAUACAAUCACAUUUGAUACUACAUCCUCAACACCGGACAUUCCAUCAACGCUAGCGACCGAUACAGUCACAUUUGCUACUACAUCCUCAAUACCGGAUACUACAUCAACGCUAGCGACCGAUACAGUCACAUUUGCUACUACAUCUUCAACACCUGACAUUACAUCAACGUUAGAAACCGAUACUGUCACAGUUGCUCCGACAUUCUCAACACCGGACAUUACAUCAACGCUAGCGACCGAUACUGUCACAGGUGCUCCGACGUCAUUAACACCAGACAUAACAUCAACAAUAGCGACUGAUACAGUCACCGUUUCUCCGACAUCAUUGACACCGGAUAUAACAUCAACGCUAGCGACGGCAUCCUUAACACUGGACUUGUCAUCAACGCUACUGACCGAUUCAGUCAUCGUUGAUCCAACAUCCUCAACACCGGACACUUCAUCAACGCUAGCGACCAAUACAGUGACACUUGCUACGACUUCCUCAGCACCAGACAUUACAUCAACGCUAGCGGCCGAUACACCCACAAUUCCUCCGACAUCCUCAACACCGGACUUUUCGUCAACUCUAGCGACGGAUACUGUCACAGUUCCUCUGACAUCGGUCGUUACGUCAACAUUUGCGACCAAUACAGUGACGUUUUCUACAACAACCUCAACACCAGGCAUUACAUCGACCGAUGCUGUCACAGUUGCUCCGACAUCCUCAACACCAGAUAUUAGAUCAACACUAGAGACCGAUGCAUUCACAGAUGCUCCGACAUCCUCACCACGGGACAUAACAUCAACGCUAACGACAAAUACUGUUACAGUUGCUCCGACAUUCUCAACACCGGACAUUAAAUCAACGCUAGCGACCGAUACUGUCACAGGUGCUACGGCAUCCUCAACACCGGACAUUACAUCAACGCUAGUGACCGAUUCAGUCACAGUUGCUCCGACAUUCUCAACACCGGACAUUACAUCAACACUAGCGACCGAUACAUUCACAGUUGCUACUGCAUUUUCAACACCGGACAUUACGUCAACGCUAACGACCGAUACGGCCACAGUUGCUGUUACAUUCUCAACGUCGGACAUUACAUCAACGCUAACGACAUAUACAGUCACAGUUGCUACUACAUCCUCAUCACCGGACAUUACAUCAAUGCUAGCGACCGAUACAGUCACAGUUGCUACUAAAUUCUCAUCAACGGACAUUACAUCAACGCUGGCGACCGAUACAGACACAGUUGCUACUACAUUUUCCUCAACGGACAUUACAUCUACUACAAUCUCAACUCCAGACAUAAUGUCAACGCUAACGACCGAAACAGUCACAGUUGCUACUUCAUCCUCAAUACCGGACAUUACAUCAACGCUGGCGACCGAAACAGUCACAGUUGCUACUACAUCUUCAACACCGGACAUUACAUCAACGCUGGCGACCGAUACAGCCGCAGUUGCUACUACAAUCUCAACUCCAGACAUAAUGUCAACACUAACGACCGAAACAGUCACAGUUGCUACUACAUCCUCAACUCCGGACAUAACGUCAACGCUGGCGACCUAUACAGCCACAGUUGCUACUACAAUCUCAACUCCAGACAUAAUGUCAACGCUAACGACCGAUACAGUCACAGUUGCUACUACAUCCUCAACUCCGGAAAUUACAUCAACGCCAAUGACCGAUACAGUCACAGUUGCUACUACAUCCUCAACACCGGAAAUUACAUCAACGCCAAUGACCGAUACAGUCAUAGUUGCUACUACAUCCUCAACACCGGACAUUACAUCAACGCUAGUGACAGAUACACCCACAGUUGCUACUACAUCUUCAACACCGGACAUUACAUCAACGCCAAUGACCGAUACAGUCACAGUUGCUACUAUAUCCUCAGCACCGGACAUUACAUCAACGCCAAUGACCGAUACAGUCACAGUUGCUACUAUAUCCUCAACACCGGACACUACAUCAACGCUAGUGACAGAUACAACCACAGUUGCUACUACAUUCUCAACUCCGGACAUUACGUCAACGCUGGCGACCGAUACAGCCACAGCUGCUACUUCAUCCUCAACACCGGAAAUUACAUCAACGCCAAUGACCGAUACAGUCAUAGUUGCUACUAUAUCCGGUACACCUGACAUUACAUCAACGCUAGUGACAGAUACAACCACAUUUGCUACUACAUCCUCAACACCGGACAUUACAUCAACGCUAGUGACAGAUACAACCACAAUUGCUACUACAUCCUCAACACCGGACAUUACAUCAACGCCAGCGACCGAUACAGUCACAGUUGCUACUACAUCCUCAACACCGGAUAUUACAUCAGUCACAUUUGCUUCUACAUUCUCAACACCGGACAUUACAUCAACGCUAGCGACCGAAACAGUCACAUUUGCUACUACAUCCUCAACAUCUGACAUUACAUCAACGCCAGCGACUGAUACAGUCACAGUUGCUACUACCUCCUCAACAUCUGACAUUACAUCAACGCCAGCGACUGAUACAGUCACAGUUGCUACUACCUCCUCAACAUCUGACAUUACAUCAACGCCAGCGACCGAUACAGCCACAGUUGCUACUACAUUCUCAACACCGGAUAUUACAUCAACGCCAACGACCGAUACGGACAUAGUUUCAACUACAUUCUCAACACCGGACAUUACAUCAACGCCAGCGACCGAUACAGCCACAGUUGCUACUACAUUCUCGACACCAGAUAUUACAUCAACGCCAACGACCGAUACAGACAUAGUUUCUACUACAUUCUCAACACCGGACAUUACAUCAACGCCAGCGACCGAUACAGCCACAGUUGCUACUACAUUCUCAACACCGGACAUUUCAUCAACGCUGGCGACCGAUACAACCACAGUUGCUACUACAUCCUCAACACCGGACAUUACAUCAGUCACAUUUGCUACUACAUUCUCAACACCGGACAUUACAUCAACGCUGGCGACCGAUACAGUCACAUUUGCUACUACAUCCUCAACAUCGGACAUUACAUCAACGCCAAUGACCGAUACAGUCACAGUUGCUACUACCUCCUCAACACCGGACAUUACAUCAACGCCAGCGACCGAUACAGCCACAGUUGCUACUACAUUCUCAACACCGGAUAUUACAUCAACGCCAAUGACCGAUACAGACACAGUUUCUACUACAUUCUCAACACCGGACAUUACAUCAACGCAAGCGACCGAUGCAGCCACAGUUGCUACUGCAUCCUCAACACCGGACAUUUCAUCAAUGCUGGCGACCGAUACAACCACAGUUGCUACAACAUCCUCAACACCGGACAUUACAUCAACGCUAACAACCACAGUUGCUACUACAACCUCAACACCUAACAUAACAUCAACGUUAGCGACAUAUACAGUCUCAAUUGCUACUACAUCCUCAACACCGGACAUUACAUCAACGCUAGCGGCCGAUACAGUCACAGUUGCUACUACAUCCCCAGCACCGGAUAUUACUUUAACGACUGAUGCUGUCACAGUGGUUCCGACAUACUCAACACCGGUCAUUGCAUCAACGCUUGCGACCGAUACUGUCACAGUUGCUCAGACAUCCUCAGCACCAGGCAUUUCAUCAACGCUAGCGACCGAUACUGUCACAGUUGCUCCGACAUUUUUAACAACAGACAUUGCAUCAACACUAGCGAAUGACACAGUUAUAGUCGAGUCGACAUCAUCAACACAAUUUACUGGUUCCGCUUCAGUCACAGAAACACUGCCAGUCGCAGACACAAUUCAUAUAACAUCGUCUUUAACUGGUGUUACUUCGUUGACUGCUACUCCUACUACGAGCGUUACACUGUCAAGUACGGUUUCUUUGACAACAACAACUGAAACUGCGCCCCAAGAAACGUCUUUAACUGUACUUGUUAUGAUAUUUCCUAUUAAUGCUUCUGGAAUAGAUCUAAAUAAUCAAACAAGUGCGGAGUACGUCCAAUUAAAAACGGAAGUUGAAAACCAGCUUGUCCUUGUAUAUACUCGACUGAUUGGAAGUGAUUUCCUUUCACUGACCAUUAUAAAUAUAAGGUAUGGAAGUAUUAAAGUCGAUUACGAAGUGGAGGUUGCAAAAUCACCCCAGGCUUCCAGUAACUUAAACAAGGCUCAUAUAGAUCUAGUAAGUGGGAAAGAAAAUAUAGAGGUACUAAAUCAAAUAGUGUCGGCUGAUUCAGUGGAAAGUGACAAUAUUACAGUUACACAAGCAGAUGUCAAUGACGCAUCAAAGCUUUGUGAACUUUUCAUUGCCACUGCUGGUGAAUGUCAAGAUAAUUUUGAAUGCAAAUUAGAAAACGGUUAUGCUGCAUGCAUUGAAAAAGAAAAAGAAGGUAUGAUACUUAAAAUAUGCCUUACAUUUUAGUCUAAAUAGGCUAUGGAGAAACUUUCUCUUUAGAUAUUAAGCAUUGAAACUAUCAAGUAGUACACAAUCAAUUAUUAUUAUUUCUAUUUAUGUUAUAACCACUAUACUGUAAUCAUCUACGUCAUCAUCGUCAACAUUAUCAUAUUCUUCUUCUACUACUUCAAGUUCGUCUUCCUCUUUUUCUUCUUUCCUUACCUUCUUCAAAAUCAUCAAUAGUGUCGUUGUUGUCGUCAUCAUCAUCAUUGUUAUCAUUAAAUGCUUUACUUUUACUGUUAUAGAUGAUGUUACCGUAAUAAUCCUAUUAUCCAUUGGUGGCUUUAUCUGUCUUGUGUUGGCUGGGGUGAUUACCAUAUAUAUUGUUAAAAUGAUACUUGCACAGAGAUCGAAGUUCAGUUUGGAUAACUCUCUCAGUUCUUUCGAAACAAGAGGUUGGAAUCAUUCGAAAGCUCUUAGACUGUAUGGAAGUUCUUCCGAGUGGCGACAGCAGGCAUUAGAAUACCAACUACCUUCGAAUUCUCCGAGAGGGGACUAUAUACCUAGAGUAGAUGUCGCUUCAAUUUCCGCCAGUCGUAGAAAUAUAGCAGACUCUGAAAGACAAUCCGAACACUUAGCUGAGGCAAACGAGAUUCUUGCUCAGAGUUACAUACCAAACAAACGAGGAAACCUAUCAACAACUCAUAUUUCCGAGAGAGCAGUUUGAUGACAGACCGACGAGUAGCUGUUUCUUGUCGUCUGCUUGUAGCUACCAAUACUGACAUCAGAGUUAAAGAUACUCGUUCACUUUGGUGUGACAAUAUUAAAGUAUGUUCCAUUCCAAAGGUUUACCCCAACUUUGGUGUCACAUGACAAAACUACGACACUUACCGGCAAAGUAAACAUGGUUUGAUAAACUAAAAAAAAGUCACCCUCGAGAAAUUUAACGAUUUUUUUCUGCUUUGCCAAAUAUCCAAAUAAAUGACAAAUUAAAUUUUCAACGGCAGUCUCCCAUUGUAAUUUCUUGUCGCCAUUGGAGUUUGCUCUCUAAAUUUGGAGUAUUACGGGAAAAUUCACGUGAAUUUUAUCGGGAGCGAUUCAAGACUCAUUUCGUUUAUGAUUAUGAAUGCAUGUGGGAAAUGAAAUGUUGUAUUUAAAAAAAAAGCUAUAACAAUGAACACAUUAUUUAGAUCUAACAAAAAUGUAAAUUGACUCACUUUUAACAAAGUUAUAAACAGUCCAAAAUUCUUCCAAGUCUUCGGUAGCUCUAUCCAAUCCUCGAUGAGUAAAUUGUAAACAAACAAGGUCUUUUAAACAUCGGUGAAAACCAGGCAUCAAUCGCACCAUGCCCUUGAAACGAUGACUUGUUCAAAAUAACAUCAUUUCCAAACGUAUGGUUCAAAGAUAACCUGUAUUUUAGCAUCCUUACUGAAGUAUUUACAGUCCGCCACAUAUCCAAUUUCUUUCACAAUGGUCAGUUUUGAACUUCAAUAAACAAUAUUUACCGGUUGUGUAUGCAAGAGAAUUACUUUUCUACGAAAGAAACUUGUGACGUAUUAGACAAAUGACGUAAUCUUGCUGUGGCCAUAUGCAGAUUUAUACGAGGCGCACAAGGGAAAUAUUACCUCUAGUAGGUUUAAAAACACAAUCAGCUGAUAGAAGAUAGAAAUCUUGACGUAUCUAUGUCACGCUAGAAUUAUACUUUACUUCUUGAAAUAUAUAUCUAAACAAUG
This is a messenger RNA of Mercenaria mercenaria, 6605 nucleotides long. Its product is annotated as mucin-2-like. The transcript is spliced from 9 exons. Lineage: Eukaryota; Metazoa; Mollusca; Bivalvia; Venerida; Veneridae. The coding region runs from base 121 to 4899 and encodes 1592 amino acids. The record is from RefSeq and is a predicted model, not a curated record.